AAUGAAGUCCGCCGCAGCAGUUCACUCGGACGAUUGGAUUGUAUUAGACGUCGUCUCGUUGUUUGUCGUCGAGUUCGCGUAAAAAUUGUGUCUUUUGCUGCCAUUCUGAUAAGCAUUGAUGUAAAUGGGGAUAUUUAAUGACGAUCCUGGCGAUUAUUCGUCUGAUAGUCAUCUGUUUCUGGGGCGUAGACACUUGAGAUUAAUCCGAAGCGCCGCGAGUGUGGAAAGAACACUACUUUGUGUGAUAGUGUGUGCUGGGCGAUGAGUGGUCGUUCUGGUCUGCGGGGAGAAAGUGAUGUCUGAAGAGAAUAGUGAGAUGGUUUGUGAUGGUCCUGUUCUAUGUAAUGCGCGACAACGGUCGUCGAUCUCUGUCGUCGUCAGUCUGUAAGUGAAACGGGGAGGAAAAUCGAAAAUCCAGUGAUAGUGAGAAGAAGACAACGAAGAAUAGUCAAGUGGCAAGUGAGACGACAACCUGCUUUCACGUGAAUAUCAACGGUGGCUGAGUGAUCCAAUAGCUACGGAGAGUUACGAAAGUGUACAACGGUGGUGAUCAAUCAACAAAAUAUUGUGGGUUCAGGCGGCGGUGAUCGGUAAUUAAAAACAAAAAAAAGGUGAAUGAAAGCGAAAGGAGCGCUUCUCGAACGCUCAGCAUAAUGGCAGAAAGAAAGUUUACCCGCGGGCUCAAUAAGCCCGGAAUGGCAGCACAGCUGAGGGAGAACAUCUCGCAGGUUGUACGUGAAUCUGCUUCACUUAGCAAACCAGUCCUAGUGGAACCGAUCGAUUUCGAGGGAUUUAUUGCGAAAAACAAAACCCUCAUCCAAAAUGACCCUCAGCGGGAACUAUUGCUGUACCCCAAUGACGACGUCGCGGAAGUGGUACAGCCGAAAAAAUUCCGCACCGUCACCAGCAACAUUCCAAGUUUUGCUAAAGCUCUCGCAUCCAGUGGCGGCACCCAGAAUGGCACCACCAACGGAACAUCCGGCGGUUCUCCUAGGUGCACCUCACCAAAUAACGGAGAUACCAAACCCACUGUUACGCCUACGGGGCACCUUCUGACGCGUCAGGCCCUUCACACCUACGAGUCGGCCAACCAUCUGAUCCAUUACAAGUACAGCGCCUACGGAGGAACUUACCUGGAGCUGCCUCGGGUAUCGCCUUCGGACGAACUUAAGGAGGAGCUUUACGAGAUCGACACCGACCAUGAUCGAUUGGACGAACAAAUGACUCGUUCACAAGCCGACACGAUCACAAAGCAGGGCUAUCUGCUAAAGGGCCCGGACACCAACUCGGACCGCAUGUUCGCUCACAUUGGCUCGAAGUCGUUCAAACGGCGCUACUGCUACCUAAGGCAGGAAAUCGACGGCACCUACAUUCUGGAGUUGCACAAGGACGAAAAACAGAUCGAAGCCAAAACCACCAUCGUGAUGGACUUCUGCACCGAAGUGGUUCUCAAUCCGAAAAAGGGUCGGUAUUGUUUCGAGCUGAAAAUGAACGCUCCUCAGCAGAAGUCUUUUGCCUUGGCAGCCGAUGACGAAGCCGACAUGGAAGACUGGGUGAAGAAAAUUUCCUCGGUGAUUCAGCAGAACAAACUGCAGGAAGACAAACGUGUGGCUUCACUGGAACGGACCGCACCGCCUACUGCACCUCCGGCCAGUCCCAGCACGAUGAUGAUGUACGGAACGUUGAAGGGUCUGGAGCAAAGCAUGAACCCACAACUGAUGAAGUACGGCCGCGAAACCGAUAUGUCGAUUGCCCAGGCAAGGAAAGAUAACCGGCGGAGAUUGUUUGGGGCCUACCAACAGCAUGGCCAUGCAGGAAGUUCCGCGAAAGCUGCCAUAGCCACCAAUAAAGUGGAAUCGGUUGAACCAUAUCGGGAGCAAUUCGGUCAACGUAUUCUGAUGAAAUGUGACUCCCUGAAGUUCCGAUUGCAAGCACCGGUGGAAAGUGCGUGCGCUUCGCCGACUCUCAAUGGAACCAACGGGGGUGAAAGCGAAGUGGCUCUCUGUCAGCUGGAACCAUACCUAACAAGCGUAGCACUGUACGACGCUAAGAACGGCCGCAAAUUGACCGAGAACUUCUACUUCGAUUUAAACAAAGAUCACGUGCGGGAUAUGCUCAACGCCAGCUGGGAGGCCGAAAAACCCCUCUGCACUUCCCCGAAACCAACUUCCAAAGCGCAUCAGCAGAACGGCAAUGGGACUAUCCAGCGGCAUUCAAAGACCCGAUGCGACACUAGCGAUGAUAUGCAUCCGGAUGUCACGAAGGAAUGGACAGCCCGGGCAAGAAAUGCCAUUUUCAGCGUAACUUCACCCAAUCCGGACAUUUUUGUAGUUGUGAAGAUCGACAAAAUUCUUCAAGGCGCUCUCAAUCCUUCUACAGAACCCUAUCUGAAAGCUACGAAAGAUGUCAAGCUUUUGUACAAGCUACAGAAGACUGUGCGGCAAUACGCGCAUAAGUGUGGCCAUUAUAGGAUGCCAUUUGCUUGGGCUGCAAGACCGCUAUUCCGGUUGUACAGCAAUGAACUUGAUACUUCGUUUGACUUCCCUGCCAUCUAUCGACAAGAAAGUACCAAAUUGAAAGACGAUGAACUGUUAAAGUUGUUAGCAGAGUACAGAAAACCGGAUAAAUUUAGUAAACUCACGGUCAUUCCUGGUUCGCUCAAAAUCUACAUCGAGGCUUUGAACGAGUUUCCUUCAAAUUGUCUAACAAGCACCCUGGUCCCGUUGAAGCCAUUCCCAUCUCCGCCAAUUGUUGAUCCUACUCUGGAAAUAACCGAGUUCGAAAACCGAUCUGAUCAGCACCUGAAUCCGUAUGCUGCUUUCGUAAACCACCUUUAUGUCUACCCGUUGCAACUGAACUACGACAGUCAGAAGAUUUUUUCCAGGGCACGAAACAUUGCGGUUUUAGUCGAGCUACGUGACAGUGACACCACCGAGGCGAAAUCUAUUAAGUGUAUAUAUGGACGGCCAGGUCAGCCAACGCUAGUAUCCCAAAUGUCUUGCCCAGUUUUGCAUCACAACACAACUCCCACGUGGUAUGAGGAAAUCAAACUUCGAUUACCACUGCGCAUAACUGCCCAGCAUCAUUUACUGUUUUCGUUCUUCCACGUCUCGUGCAACAUUGCCAAAAAGAAAGAUCUCGUAUCAACCACCACUGAAACUCCGGUGGGCUAUGCUUGGCUUCCGCUGCUAACUAAAGGAAAACUGAAUAUCGAAGAGCAGUGCCUCCCCGUGGCAGCCUCGUUACCGGCGGGAUAUCUAUCUAUUCAGCCACUUGGUCUCGGAAAAGGGCAGAAUGCCGGUCCGGAAAUUCAAUGGAUCGAUAAUCAACGGCAGAUCUUCACGAUCACCUUUCGGCUAGACUCCACCGUUAUCACUACCGACCAGCACUUGCACAAUCUCUUCCUCCAUGCUGAACGGCUGCUCGACUUGCCCAAAACUGCUGCCCUUCCAGCUGAAUCCGAAAGCUGCAAGAUUCUCAAAGCUGCCCACGCCAUCCAGAUCAAUUCGUUGAUCACGUUCCUGCCGACGAUCUUGAACCAACUGUUCACUCUUUUAGUUGCAACUCAGAGCGAUGAUAUCGGUCUAAAUGUCAUACGGCUACUCGUAAACACUUUCCACAUGAUCUCCGAAGAGGCUAAGCGCAAAGAACUGCUCGUUUCCUAUGUUAAGUACGUCUUCCGAAUCGAUGCAUUCCCCGUUAAUGGUUGUUCACCAACUUCCCAGCAAGUCAGCACUGUGCAUGGCGAACUUUGCCGCCAUCUUCCGACACUGCUCCAUCAGAACAAUACAGACUUCCUACUCGUUAACAAGUUUAUGAAAUACUCUGGAAUCUUCUUCGACAUCAUCGUCAAAAGCAUGGGUCAGUUUUUGCUCUCCACUGGACGCAUUAAAAUGCAACGAAAUGAGAGAUUCCCUAAAGAAUUCUCCGCGCGUAUAGAGUCUCUGUUCAGUGUUCUUUUACCGUAUCUCAACUCUCGGCACAAAGAUCUUCCAAUGGAAACUGAAACGUUAAACCAAAGUAUGUCUGUCUUCGUUAAACGUUGCCUUACUUUUAUGGAUCGUGGCUUCGUGUUCCGCUUGAUUCGGUUGUAUAUGGAUCGCUGGUGUCCCGGCGAUUCACGUGUCCUGCAAGAAUACAAAUUUUCAUUCAUACGUGAAAUUUGCUCCCAUGAACACUACAUUCCGUUGAAUCUACCAUUCCUGUUGAGCCCAAACAAUCGACCGCCGGAUUUGCUGCAGCAAUUUUGUUUGUCAGAGGACUUUUGCAGACAACAUUUCUUAGCCGGAAUGCUAUUACAGGAAGUAAAGAGUUCUCUCAAUGAAAUUAGUCAUAUUCGAAGACUAGGAUUGACGAUUUUAAAAGAGCUCCUUGCCAAGCAUGACUUAGAUGAUCGAUUUCAAAAUAGAGGACAACUCAGUCGUAUUGCUUUGCUGUACGUCCCUUGGUUGGGUAUCGUACUUGAAAAUCUCAAUCGUAUACCGGACGGCAUGGACAAGAAAAAGCACGAUUCGAUUGGUACCAAUCGAAUGUCCUGUAGCAGUAGCUAUGUAUUCGCUCGAGAGUCUACUCCAGCUAUCAUUCCACAAACCAUGACAUCCCAAACCAGCACGCCCAAAUCCCGCAGCAAUCGAGUAACUAUGCACUUUGAUUGCCCUAGUCCGAUAAGGUCAUCACUGCAUCUGAAGGAUACAAGCUUCUUGGCAGCUAUCGCAGGCCAGAUGGCUUUAUCGAACGGUAAUUCGACUACGUCCCUAAACUCUGAAUGCUCAACCUUGUCGCAGGACGGCACUGUUGUGAUACGUAAUAAUACCAACGAAAUGAAUGGCUCUGCUAGGCCCAGUCACGCACGAUCCAUCAGUGUUACUCAACCGACCAUCAUCCAAAGAACCGACAAAUUCACCCCAACGGAAACCAAAGAUCUCCUAAUCAGCUUCCUGUUCGUAGUCAAACAUAUUUCGCCGGAUCAUAUGAUCGCUUGGUGGCACAACUGUACGGAAAGCGAAACAGUCCAGUUCUUUACCGUUCUUGACCUCAGUUUGCUCUACUUCCGAUACGUUGGGAAAAAGAAUAUCCAUAUCCCCAGCGAAACUGGCAGAGAUACCAAAGCCAGCAAGUCUGCCAAAGCAAGUACCCUUCCGGCUAGGAUGAUGCCGCCAAACAGUGAAUCCGCCAGCUCCUUCGAAUCCGGAACGCUCAAUCACCCACAAAACCGUGAAAACCUGGUCGAAGAAGCGAUGCGUCUACACCGAGCCCUUUACGAGUCGAAUCUAGCCACGGAGAUUGGCUUGACCAUCCUGGACUGCAUGGGUCUGUACUCGAUACAGUUCCGAGACUCAAUGUUGGAGAGCUCGGUGCUGCCGAAGAUUGCCCGGGUAUAUCUGCGAUUUUUGCAACUAGGACAAUCGGAGUCUUUGUCGAAACAUGUGUUUGCCGCGCUUCGGGCGUUUAUAAAUAACUUUUCACAAGCACUGUUCAAAGGGAAUGCCAUCCUAUGUGGUCAACUAGUCUACGAAUUGCUCAAAUGCUGCGAUAGCCGACUGUCAAAUCUGCGGCAGGAAGCCUGUGCAGUGCUGUAUCUUCUGAUGCGCAGUAAUUUCGAAUUCAGUGGUCGAAAGGGACUGACCAGGGUUCAUCUGCAGGUGAUUAUAUCCGUUUCACAGAUGAUCGGCAACGUGAUCGGGUUGAACAAUGCCCGUUUCCAGGAAUCGCUUUCGAUUAUCAAUAGCUACGCAACGAGUGACAAAGCAAUGAAGGGCACUGGAUUCCCAAUGGAGGUGAAAGACCUAACGAGACGAGUUCGAACUGUUCUGAUGGCAACGGCACAAAUGCAAGCUCAUCACAUGGACCCAGAACGGUUGUUGGAGCUGCAGCAUUCGCUGGCGAAUUCGUAUGCAUCUACGCCAGAACUGCGGCACACGUGGCUGGUGACAAUGGCGCGCAAUCACGAGCAGAAUGGGAAUCUUUCGGAAGCAGCGUGUUGUUAUCUGCACAUUGCGGCAUUGAUAUCCGAGUAUCUGAAGCUGAAGGGUAACAGUACGGUGGCAUUUGGAGCGGAGUCGUUCGUCAAGAUCUCCCGGAACAUUCCGCGGGACGAGAAAGGACUGAAGUUGGACAGCGGUGCGUCGGAUUCGCAAUACACGGAACAGCUGCUGCUGGACCAGCUGAAGGAGUGCGCAGAGUGCUUGGACCGAGCGGAGCGGCACGAGUGUCUUGGAGAGUUGUAUCGACUGAUAGUGCCGAUUUUGGAGAGUCGUCGAGAUUACCCGGGGUUGGCACAGUCCUAUGAACACCUAAUGCAGUCGUACAAUCGGGUGAUCGAGUUCAAUAAGACGGGGAAGCGGCUUCUCGGACGAUUCUACCGGGUUAUCUAUUAUGGACAGGCGUAUUUUGAAGAGGAGCACGCGGUCGAGUACGUAUACAAGGAACCGAAGGUGACUUCGCUGAGCGAAAUAUCCGAGAGGUUACACAAGCAGUACCGUGACAAAUUCGGCAGCGACAACGUGAAGAUGAUAAUGGACUCGUGCCCGGUCGACGUAGCCUCCCUAGACCCCAAGAUGGCCUACAUCCAAGUGACGCAUGUAGUCCCGUUCUUCUGCAAGGAUGAGCUAGAAAUACGACAAACGGAGUUUGAGCAGAACCACGACGUCGACACGUUCAUGUACGAAACUCCAUUCACUCCGAACGGUGGAGCGCGUGGCUCCGUAGAGGAUCAAUGGAAACGAAGAACUAUUUUAACAACGCAAUACAGCUUUCCGUAUGUGUUGAAGCGCAUUCCGGUAAAGGAGCGGCAAACCUUAGAAUUGAGUCCCAUUGAAGUUGCGAUCGAUGAGAUGCAGGCCAAGGUGGCUGAAUUGGAGGAGGUCGUCCUCGGACCGAUCGAUUUGAAGAAGCUCCAACUGCGUCUACAAGGCAGUGUAGCCGUCACGGUAAAUGCCGGUCCUUUGGCGUACGCGUCGGCUUUCCUCGAUCCCAAACAGUGUAGCAAGUACUCGUCGGAAAAGGUCGAAGAUCUGAAGGAUAUCUUUAGGGAAUUUGUGCGAAUUUGUUUCACGGCAUUGCAAAUCAACGACAACGUUAUCUCGUCGGACCAGCGUGAGUACCACAAUGCGUUGAAGGAAAACUACGAAAAUCUGUGUUCAGCACUCAGCGACUUGCUGGGCGAGUUUGUCUAUCCCACGGAUGACAGUAACAACAACGCUCACCGCCAUAGUCUUGCCUUGUUCAGUGCCAUCAGCGGUGCUCCGAACAAUUCCAGCACCGCUUAGGGUGGAUUUUUUUCCAGGGCAGAUUUUUAUCGAACAAAUCGUAGAAUAGAACUAACGUGGUCUGAAAAUGUCAUGCAGGAAACGCAAUUGGUAGCCAGGAUUAACGAAUUACCGUGCGGCCUUGACUUUAGGCAAAUUAGGCUUUUGACUACUUAAAAAGGUACGAGGGAAUUUUUGAACUGUUUUUUUCUCGACUGGCUAGCACUAGAAGCACAAAUGUGUCACUUUUGAUAUUAUGGAAUAUUGCGAAAGAUCUUAACUAGGAAUGGUUAUGCAACAACAAAAUUAUAGGUAGAUUACAAAGUAGCUAAAAUAGUGAUAAACCCACCCGAAACAUGAGCUUUGAAUGCUGUUUACCUAGUAAUGUGGCCAGGUUUAUUCUUAGUUUUGGUAUUUUGCAACACAUAGUAUAUAACAGACGCAACACUGAAGAAUCUUCCAUUCGCAACGCUUCAAAUGAUCAUUUCGAAUUUCAUAUGUUGGAUACCUCACAACCAGAGGUGCGCGAAUCAUUUUCUUUCGAGUUUAACACCUUCUGCAAGCUCGGUGCACGAAAUACACCGCAGCCAGCAGAUAACAAUUUUGUGAGAUAGGCGAUGGAUUUUUAAGAAAGUAGUUCUAAGUGCUGCGUCUGUUUGUCUAUGGUAUAACUGUACUAAGUGUAAAAGAAAUACCAUAAUACAUGGAACCAUUAUGCGUAGAUCAGCAGCAUUCUGGAAUCUCACUCAUGAUAAAACAGCAUUUGAAUUGUUAUAGCGCACAAAGCCACAAGUUCACAUUUAGCAAAAUAUGAAAAUUUACAUCCAAUCGAUAUAGGAAAGGAAGCCCCACAAUCACAAAAAAGAAACUUUAUCACCCGAUUCUAUUAAGCUCGACAUCUUCUCUCUCGGUUCCACAAGACUCAGGAACUUGUGAGCGCUAUUGACUGACAAUGCCCCAGUUCUGUAUUUAUUGUAUAAAACUCACCAUCACAGAUUUUAUUGUUAUUAGCAACCUAUCUGGAAUCUCGAUUAUUUAGAUGUUGUAUUCGUGUAUAAAUCGACUUAACAAUGUUAUCGUUAUAAUUGACCAAACGCCAGUGGCGUCCAAAAUCUUAGAUACGGAAUUUUGGGGCUCGACAGCUCAGAAAAGAAAAUUCAAAUUGGAACUUACCUCGCAUAACUUAGUUUCAGUUUAUCACGAAACUUUUUUGGGGCCGAACGUGAUUCAAACCUGCGUUCCCAAAUUGGUUGACUUACUAGAGUGUUCGCAUUAUUUUACUUUUUAUCUUUUAUUCUCCUUUCCCAGUGGACUACCAACUUUGCUCAUAUUAACAGCGAAGUAGCAAAUGUUAAAUCAUUUGAAUUUGUAUGUAGAAAAGCAGUGAAACUCAAACGGAAACAAGUUUUCAAAAUUGAGUGUAUUAAACGAGCUGAAAAAUGACGCAUUGUCUCGUUUUUCCCAUACAAUUUUCUUUCCGAUUUGGCGUUGAGUAACGGUUAGUAUAAAAUCAAGUGAAGCAGGCAGUUCAUUCCUCUAAAUUUGUGCCUCACCUAGAUCAUAUGCAAUUCUCAAAAAUAUUACGUAAAACAAUUCGUUUCGAAACGGAUGACAAUGUAACUUUAUAUCAAAUUUGUCGAAUUAUGUCAAACGAGUAAUAGAAACAAUAGGCGAAGUCAAAUAAAAUAACAAAAUAUUCAAGACUGCAGAAAACUGAAACGAUUCAAAUUAACCUCUUAAAA
This is a messenger RNA of Aedes aegypti (yellow fever mosquito), 8989 nucleotides long. RefSeq names its product dedicator of cytokinesis protein 9 (gene Ziz). Gene Ontology annotation, molecular function: guanyl-nucleotide exchange factor activity. Lineage: Eukaryota; Metazoa; Arthropoda; Insecta; Diptera; Culicidae. Gene Ontology annotation, biological process: positive regulation of GTPase activity; small GTPase-mediated signal transduction. The record is from RefSeq and is a predicted model, not a curated record. The transcript is spliced from 13 exons. Bases 654 to 7268 code for a protein of 2204 amino acids.